AUGACUAGGGUGGAUUCUUCUUCUUCUUCUUCUCUUACUUCUUGCAAUGACUCAUUCUCGACAAACAAUUCUAGUGGGUGUAAGAUGUACAAAGGAGUGAGAAAGAGAAAAUGGGGCAAAUGGGUGUCCGAAAUUAGGCUUCCCAAUAGCCGUGAGCGUAUAUGGUUGGGGUCUUAUGAUACUCAGGAGAAGGCAGCGAGGGCUUUCGAUGCAGCCCUCUUCUGCCUUCGAGGCAAGGAUGCCAGUUUUAACUUCUCGGACACACCUCACCACCUGGAAAUCGACUCGAUCAAGACUCCGCGAAGUCAUCAAGACAUCCAAGAGAUGGCAGCAAAAUUCGCCAAGGAGAUGGGGAGUUUGACAGGAGAAGAAGAUGGAGAACAUGGAGCUCAAAGUGAGUCCGAGUCCAAGUCCAACCACUCCACAGACACCAACACAAACACAAGCUUUCCUAUUUUUGAUGGUGGGACAAAUCAUCACGUGCAAGUAGACUUAGAGACCAUGGAUUGGACAUUUAUGAACAUGUUGGAUGACUUAAAUGGUGGCUCCGAUUUUGACCUCUAUUUUGGGGCAGACAAGGGUGAGUUUUUCUGUCCCACAACACAAACUCCACUGCUCUUUCACCAUGUGGAUGAGAUUGAAGGUGGUAAUGAUCAUGAUCAUGAUGCCUUUUCUAACCACUCUUUUCUUUGGAGUUGGAACUUUUGA
Sphenostylis stenocarpa is the source of this 708-nucleotide messenger RNA. The record is from the annotation of a GenBank genome assembly. NCBI's taxonomy places the organism in Eukaryota, Viridiplantae, Streptophyta, Magnoliopsida, Fabales, Fabaceae.